AUGCCUCCCAAGACCCAAAAACAAAAAGAGGAAGAAGCCGCUCGAUUGGCUGAAGAAUAAAGACUGAGAGAAGAAGAGGAAGAAAGACAGAGAAAAGAAUUAGAGAAAUACAAUAUAAGUAAACUAAAUACUACAAAUCUCCCCUUGCCUAUAACAAAAUACUGCAUUGAAUAUGUAUAUCCACACCCAGAACCCCACAAAGCAACAAUAGAAUAUUUGGAUAAAUUAGCUGAAAUUAAUAACUGCAAAGAUCAACUGCGAGAUAUCGAUUUCUAAGUAGCAGCAGAUAUCUUGAUAAACGAUUUAAUAUUUGCAAAAUCAUUAAAAGGUUUAAAUGAUGAAAGUGUAUAAGUAUUGGUAAACAUCUUAUUUUUAUCAUUUACAAAUAAUAACAGUAAAUUUAGUCAGGAGAUGAGGUAUAACGAUACUCUUCAACACAAGAACAAAACUACAGAUACAGAAUUAUUUAACAAUUUAUUGAAGCUACAUGCAGAAGCAGGAUAUUUUCGAUCUAUGCAUAUAUUACCAAUUAAAGAUCAUUUCUAAAUCUACAUAAAUCAUUUAGACUUGUUUAAUUAGGCCUUUAAAUCAGAUCAAAGAACUUUGGAACUACAUAUGGAUCUUUAGAUGGAUUUACCAUUGUAACCAUUGCCCCUUGAUGAAGCCUUGAUUUAUCGCCCCUUUGAACAAAAGACUGAAGAUGAUGGAUAAAUUGAAACGGUGGAUUUAGAAGAUUAACAAGCACCACCAGAACCAACUGAUGAGGAGUUAUUGGAUCCAAUUAUUAUGGAAGCUAUACAAAAAAAACUAGAUUUAGCAAAAUAAGAAUUAGAGGAGAAAUUAGUAGCAAGAUAAAAAGAUAUGGAAGAAAAGUUAAUGAAUAUGGCUACAAAAAAGAAAUGA
Molecule: messenger RNA, 903 nt
Organism: Paramecium tetraurelia
Lineage: Eukaryota; Ciliophora; Oligohymenophorea; Peniculida; Parameciidae
Exons: 3
Source: RefSeq, a predicted model, not a curated record